Molecule: messenger RNA, 3150 nt
Organism: Oreochromis niloticus (Nile tilapia)
Lineage: Eukaryota; Metazoa; Chordata; Actinopteri; Cichliformes; Cichlidae
Gene: rubcnl
Product: rubicon like autophagy enhancer
Exons: 18
Coding region: 200-2389 (729 amino acids)
Biological process (GO): autophagosome-endosome fusion; autophagosome-lysosome fusion; autophagosome maturation
Cellular component (GO): intracellular membrane-bounded organelle; autophagosome membrane
Molecular function (GO): phosphatidylinositol phosphate binding
Source: RefSeq, a predicted model, not a curated record
GCUGAGCACUGAGAAAUGUCACGUAAGAUAUGCUGCUGAACGAAACCUUUGCACUCGCGUCUGUGACGGUCUAAAUUGAGGAACCUUUGAACACAACAUUUAAGACCUGCUAUGGGUUUAAGCUGCCGCAGCUUUUUGAAGACUCGCAUUAGUCCCCCCUUCACCAGACUGACAGGUUUCCUCUUCGAGUCACUAACUGAUGGGAAGCCACAGCAUCAUGUCCUCCUCUCUGUAUAGUUCCAGGUAUGUCAGCUGGUAUGUGGACAUAGCGGAGUCAAAAACCCCUGCAAUGGCAUCUACAGAAACUGACAGAACAGAAGCAAAUGCAUCAUCUUCCCAUCACCACCAACAGCCAAAAGUCAAUUGCCUCAAAGAUUUUAAAUCUUUCCUUGACUCCAAGUCAGACAGACUCAGUCACAGCAGUGAGGGUUUGGAUGAUGAGUGUAAAAAAGGCAACAUAGUACUGACAGAUACUGACAUCCAGAGCAAAGAGGAACUUUCUCUUUUGGAUCCAGAGGAUAAAAAAUUCCACCUUCCCCGGAGCAGUCCGGUCAUUUCCAGACGGAGCAGACCCAUCUCCUGGCACGGAGGAGUAAAUGAUACAUCUAAUCCCAGCUCGGACCCACCAUCUCCUGUCUUUGGUUCACCGUCUCUGGGUCCCCACGAGUGGUUGACAUCCACCAGUGGGGAGGAUCUGGAAUCCAAACCGAGCUCCUAUCAGUCGUCAUUCGCAGUGGAGAUAGCUAAAAAGCAAAACUCUACCUCUAUCUCAUCAAAUCUGAAGCGGCUUCUGACUCCCAGCCUCCACCUUCCCUACAGUGGACAGCAGGGAUUAGCUGAGGAGCAUAAAAGGCGGACCCAAAGUAGUUGCAUUCCCAACAACACACCAGGAUGCGCUACCUCAAUACAACAAAGCAAAGAAAGAAGUUGCAGCGAUAUCCCAGCAUCCACUGCAGAGAUCUACAAGACCAGUUGUGAACUGGAAAAGGAAAACGCUCAUUUUAUUGUGGUGGACAUGGUGCUGGAGAUGCUCGAAAAUGCAAAAUGGACUCUUAGCUUAGAUCAGUGGCGUUCCACAAUGGACACAAACUGCCUGAUGUACAAGGAAAGACAUAAAAUCUCGGCACAGGAGAGUUCGCCACAGAAGCAGACAUUUAGACUACACAGGCACAAAGUAAAGUACAGCAGAGUUGAUCCUAGACGAGAGAGAUACAAGCGAAGACAUCUUGAUGAAGACAUGAAGAUGUCGCACAGAGAAACACACUCAUGUGUAGAGCAGCAAACACAGGACAAAGAGGAGGAGGAAGCAGGGAAGGAUGAGCCUAAACAUCAAAUGAAAACUCUGUCUGUGCUCUCCACUGACAGCGGAUUUGAAGACUGUGGAGUUGAUCAUACACUAACUCAGAGAGAGUCUCUAAAAAAUGCUGAGCAGCUAGCCCAGCAGCUGGUGUUGGAUUUCAAAAAAAGUUGGCUCCCUUCUAAUGAGCUUCAGCGUGGCCGGCAAAGCCUUCGCAGCUCGCUUCAGGAGCUGCCGGGUACAGAAAAUGUGGCGGUGAGCAGCGGUAGCCUGACAGAAGAGAUCCGACAGCGUACCAGGAUGAGAGGAACCCUGAGCUGGGCACCACCACGUUUCCAGAUCAUCUUUACGGUCCAGCCAACGCACAGACGAAGCGAGGUAGUGGCUUCGCAACACUUCCUGUGUGCAGGUUGUGGGACCGAGGUGGAGCCCAGGUACAUCAAGAAACUGCGGUACUGUGAAUACCUCGGCAGAUAUUUCUGUGACUGCUGUCACAGCGGCUCAGAGGCUGUGAUUCCGGGUCGAGUACUGUCCUGCUGGGAUUUUGGCAGGUACCCUGUGAGUGAUUUCUCCAAACAGCUGCUGGAUUCAGUGUGGCAUCAACCUCUGUUUGACCUGACCUGUGUUGGUAAAAAUCUGUACAGUAAAGUGAAAGAACUGGACAGGUUUAGGGAGGUGCAGGAUCAGCUGCUGGGCAUCAAGAAGCUGCUAAAAGCCUGCAGAUUAUCAGAAAGCGUGCUGGCUGAGCUGGAGCAUCUUCCUGCUCAUCUGAAGGAGCAGCCAAACCUUUUCUCCAUGGAUGACCUACAGAAGGUGAAGAAGGGUCAGCUGCUGCCACAGGCCAAAGCAGUGCUGCAGUCUGCCAUUACUCAUGUGGAAAACUGUGAGCUGUGUCUUGCCCGAGGUUUUAUCUGUGAGUUUUGCAGAGAGAAAGACAUCAUCUUUCCUUUUCAGACUGACAUAUGUAAACGCUGUCCAGAGUGCAAAGCCUGCUUUCACAAAAAGUGUUUUGUGGUGAAAAAGUGUCCAAAAUGUGCACGGAUCCAGUCUCGGAAAGACCGUCGGAAUGUAUCCAUGAAGAGUGACACCUGAAGCAGCAGCAGUUCUGUGUUGCAGUGGUUCAUUUAACACUUUUUAGCUCCAUUUUCUUUUCUUUAACUUCACAUAAAAACACUUUUAAUAUGUCAGUAAGUUCCUGCUCUCUCAUCCUCCUUAUCUCUUACUACUUAAAGCACACUAUUAAACAUGCAUAUUCCUUUACAUGAUUUAAUAUUUCCUAUGGAAAUUUGAUCGGCAUGAGAGUGAUUGUACCUCAAAAAACAAGAUAGAGCACUUAAAUUAUGCAAAACUGUUUUUCCCCAUUUUUGGCAGGUUAUAUGUACUUUUCAGUGUAAUGCUGAUGGACAGCAUAACUGUUCAAUAGCUGCUUGCGAUGUUUCCAUGUGCGAUACUUCAUGUCAGGAUUGUUGCUCAACAGAAAUAAUAUAUUACACAUUACUUACUUAACCUCUCGCUGAAGAAAGCCACUAGUUACACUAACUAUUUAAUCUCUUUUGCGUUACUCCAUAAUAUGGCCUGAGAUGCAUUUUUUCAUGUAGAUUCCAGUCAACAAUACAAACCUGAAGCUACAGUCCCCAAACACUGACAGAAAUCCCUAAAGAGGGCCCAUUAAUUUUCUCUCAUAAUUUAUAUUUGAACACAAAGUCUACAGCAUGCCUGCAGAGAGUCAGUGUCCUUUUAGCAGCAGGAGAUGUUUCAAAUGCAACUGUUUCUGUCCAGGGUGCAGUGUGCACAUUACAAUUGUGAUACUGUCCUUUCAUAUAAUGAAAAUAAAAAUAAUUUCCACAACUCUA